AUGUCAACUUCAUCAUAUAAGAAAGGUGAUCCGUACUCCCAUGCGGGUGCUGCUGAUAAGAUGGCCAUAUUCCAGGAAUGUUUGCAGCAGUUCAAUGCGACACCGGUAAACGCCAGAAAGUGCAGACAAUUGUUGGCCCGGUUAUUGAGAUUAAUCUAUACUGGUGAGGUAUUCCCAUCCCAAGAAUCAACCACCUUGUUCUUCUCCAUCUCCAAGUUGUUCCAGCACAAGGAUGCGUCCUUGAGACAAUUGGUGUACUUGGCCAUCAAAGAAUUAUCUUCCACUUCCCAAGAUAUUUUGAUGGUUACUUCGUCCAUCAUGAAGGAUAUCCAAAGUGGUGAUUUGAUUUACAAGCCCAACGCCAUCAGAACUUUAUCCAAAGUUUUGGACCCAACCACUGUCUCUGCAAGUGAAAGAUUGUUCAAGAACGCCAUUGUCGAUAAGAAUCCCAUUGUUUCUUCAGCUGCGUUGACUUCUUCUUACAACCUAUUGCCCAUUGCUAAAGAUGUGGUGAAAAGAUUCAACAACGAGACUUUGGAAACCAUCCAAUCAUUCAAGCAGUUUCCUCCUGACCAAUUCCAAUUACAUGAAUACUAUGGAGGUGCCACCACCAGUUUGCCAACUACUUCUUACAUGUACCAAUACCAUGCUUUGAGUUUGUUGUACGAGUUGAGAAACCACGAUAAAAUGUCUUUGAUGAAGUUGAUCACCUCUUUGAGCGACGGAUCUUCGUUGAGAAAUUCAUUGGCAGUGAUUCAGUUGAUCAGAUUCAUCAAUAAAGUCUUGUUGGAUGACGAUUCGUUGAUCCAACAUUUAUUACCAAUUUUGAUCAACUUUCUCAAACAUAAAUCCGAUUCUGUCGAAUUAGAAGCAUGUAAGACUAUCAUCAGUUUGCAGCAUUUAAUUAGCAAAGCAGACUUUGCCAACGUGGUUAACACUUUACAGAAGUUAUUGUCGGUACCAAGAACUGCCACCAGAUUUGCUGCUAUUAGAUUAAUCAACAAGAUCUCCGUUAAGCAUCCAAAAGAAAUCAUUACUGUCAACCAGGAGUUAGAGAACUUGAUCAACGAUUCCAACAGAUCCAUUUCGACUUUGGCUAUCACCACUUUGUUAAGAACCAUUGGUGCUGGUACUGUUGAGUCCGAUAGUACUGUCGAGGUUGGAAGUGAAAGUGUUGACAGAUUAAUUAAUAAGAUGACUUCCUUGAUGGAUGACAUCACUGAAGACUUUAAGAUUGUCAUUAUUGAAGCCAUCGAAAACUUGGCUCUCAAAUUCCAGUCUAAGCACAAAAAAUUGGUAUCAUUCUUGACUGAUUUGUUAAAGGACGAAGGAUCGUUGGAAUUAAAAUCUUCAAUUGUGGAUACCUUGUUUGACUUGAUCAAAUUCUUAAAAGAUAAGGAUGGUAAGCAAGCCAUAUUAAUGAGUUUAUGUGAAUUUAUCGAAGACUGUGAAUACACCGAAUUGUCUGUUCGCAUAUUGCACUUGUUAGGAGAUGAAGGUCCUAACGCUUCUAACCCCUCUUAUUACAUCAGACACAUCUACAACAGAUUGGUGUUAGACAACUCCAUCAUCAGAUCAUCUGCUGUGAUUGCCUUGUCCAAAUUUGCUGUUAUCUGUGGUGGAAAAGUCAGUCAGAACAUUCAAAUCUUGUUAAGCAGAUGUUUGAACGAUGUUGACGAUGAAGUAAGAGAUAGAGCCGCUUUGUCCUUGAAGUUCAUUGCCAACAAUGAAAAGAACUUGAUUGUUAAUGAAUCCAAGUACGACUUGGCGGUUUUGGAAAAUAAAUUGAUCCACUACUUGAACAAUGAGUCGAACUUUGCCGACCAGUUUGAUAUCAAUGAAAUUCCUGCCAUUUCUAAUGAAGAGUUGACCUCUUUGGAAUACGAAAACAAGUUGAACAGAUUAGACAAGAACGAUGAGAUGGAAGUUGAACCAACUUCUACAGAAGGUGCUAAGGAUGACCUGAACGCCGAUCAGUCCAACGAUUUGUUGAAGCAACAAGAAUUCGAACAAGAGAUAAGUCAAGUAGCUGAAUUUAAGGACUAUGGUAAGUUGACCAAAUCGUCAAUCCAGCCAAUUUACUUAACGGAGAAGGAGAACGAAUUUGUCGUUACGUGCCAUAAACAUUUCUUCCUUGAAACCAGUAAGGUGGUUUUACAAUACAACAUCACCAACACAGUCAACCAUUUAAUUGCUCAGGAUGUGUCUGUGAUAGCCCAAUCUGAUAACCCAGCAUACGUUGAAGAAUUCAUUUUAUCGGUGGAUGAAUUGAGACCAAACGAAACUGGUACCAUAUAUGUAAGCUUCACAAGUCCUUCUUUAGCAGAAGAUGAGUUGGUGUCAGUGUUUGGUAACACGUUAAGCUACACAAAUAGAGAAAUCAUUGACGACGAAGGAAACAUCGACGAAAGUGAUGAAGGUUGGACUGACGAGUAUCAGAUCGGAGACUUAGAGAUCUUACCUGGAGAUUUCAUCCAACCUCUCUACAACUCCAAUUUUGAUUCGGUAUUUGAUCAGUUGCCACUUGAGGACUCUACGGUGGUUCACUUGAAAGGUAUCAAGACCUUGGAAAAUGCCAUUACCAAGUUGAAGGACGACUUGAACAUGUUGCCUUUGGAUGGUACCGAUUACGUUCCCAGCGAUUCCAACUCCCACAUUUUGAAAUUAUUUGGUAGAGACGUUUGGGGAGGAAAAGUUGGGAUUUUGGUCAGAUUGGCCUUGACUGGUGGGAAAUUGGUGGCUAAAUUACAAGUCAAAACCGAAACCGAACACUUUUCCAAUACCAUUGUUGACGGGGUUGGUGUUUGA
Messenger RNA from Yamadazyma tenuis ATCC 10573, 2808 nucleotides. RefSeq names its product coatomer subunit gamma (gene SEC21). Gene Ontology annotation, cellular component: Golgi membrane; COPI vesicle coat; endoplasmic reticulum. Gene Ontology annotation, molecular function: structural molecule activity. The record is from RefSeq and is a predicted model, not a curated record. Gene Ontology annotation, biological process: endoplasmic reticulum to Golgi vesicle-mediated transport; intra-Golgi vesicle-mediated transport; intracellular protein transport. Lineage: Eukaryota; Fungi; Ascomycota; Pichiomycetes; Serinales; Debaryomycetaceae.